CCAUCACGUUCUUUAGGCCAAUAAAAAUAUCUCCUUUCCUUCGAAAGUCCUCGCCAGAAAGCGGAGGAAAGCUGAAAGGAAGAGAUGGCCGUGAAACUGCGAAACCUGGCGGCUCUUUUCCUGCUGUUGUUGGCUGCUGCGAUCCCAUCCGAACUGGUGAUUGCUGUUAAACCAAUCCCUCGGAUCAGUUCUGAGUCAAAGAUACUCCAGGAUUCAAUCGUGGAAAAGGUCAACGGGAAUCCUACCGCUGGAUGGAAAGCUGUCAUCAACACUCGCUUCUCCAAUUACACAGUUAGCCAAUUCAAAUAUAUUCUUGGAGUAAAACAGACUCCUCGUAAUGUCGUAGACAAUAUUCCUGUCAAAAAGUAUGCCAGACCUUUGAAUUUGCCUAAAGAAUUUGAUGCUAGAAACGCUUGGUCUCAAUGCAACACUAUUGGGAGAAUACUUGAUCAGGGACACUGUGGUUCUUGUUGGGCUUUUGGUGCAGUGGAGGCUCUAUCUGAUCGCUUUUGCAUUCAUUUUGGCGUGAAUAUAUCUCUUUCUGUUAACGACCUUUUAGCAUGUUGCGGGUUUUUGUGCGGGGAUGGUUGUGAUGGAGGUUAUCCUAUAUCUGCUUGGCGCUACUUUGUUAACCAUGGUGUUGUGACUGAGGAGUGUGACCCAUACUUUGAUCAGACUGGUUGUGGCCAUCCAGGAUGUGAACCAGCGUAUCCUACACCACGAUGUGUGAAGAAGUGCCAUGUGAAAAACCUACUUUGGGCAGAGAACAAGCGAUUCAGCGUCAAUGCGUACAGAAUAAACAACGAUGUUCACGAUAUUAUGGCAGAGAUUUAUGAAAAUGGUCCUGUAGAAGUUGCAUUCACAGUCUAUGAGGAUUUUGCCCACUACAAAUCCGGAGUCUAUAGACAUAUCACGGGUGAAGUCUUAGGUGGACAUGCAGUUAAGUUAAUUGGAUGGGGUACUAGCGAACAAGGAGAAGAUUAUUGGCUACUUGCUAACCAGUGGAAUAGAGACUGGGGUGAUGAUGGCUAUUUCAAGAUCUUAAGGGGGACAAAUGAAUGUGACAUUGAAGAGGAUGUCGUUGCUGGGUUGCCUUCAGGCAAGAACUUGAUAAAGAACUUUGUGGAGAUGGAUGCAGCUACUGAUGCUUCUGCUUGAUUUCUCAGCUGGCCCAAGCUAGAAUAAAAAAGGAAAAAAUCUAUCUGUUAGGAUGUUUCGUCUUCUUCAAAUCCUGUAAUUGGCAUAUUUACAUCUGAUAGACUGGCAGAUAGAUCAUCUGUGUGAUUUGUGCAUCUCUUAUAAUGCCAGAAUGAUGGUUUUAUGGAACUUCUUUGCAGGGAUUCCUAUAUAACUUUCAUGUUAAAUUCCAAUUCAACUAUCAUGGAAGAUGUUAUUUAAAUUUCUGUAAAAAUGAUGUGAAUUAAAAUAAUUGCUUAUAAAGAUUUUCUUUUGUUUUA
Molecule: messenger RNA, 1457 nt
Organism: Dendrobium catenatum
Lineage: Eukaryota; Viridiplantae; Streptophyta; Magnoliopsida; Asparagales; Orchidaceae
Product: cathepsin B-like protease 2
Exons: 11
Coding region: 85-1158 (357 amino acids)
Biological process (GO): regulation of catalytic activity
Cellular component (GO): lysosome
Molecular function (GO): cysteine-type endopeptidase activity
Source: RefSeq, a predicted model, not a curated record